AUGAGUUUAAAAAUAAAUAAAACGGUAUUGAUCACUGGUGCAUCAGGUGUCUUAGGUCGGCAAGUAACAAAUCGUUUUCUUGACGCCGGUUGGAAUGUUACAGGUCUUGCCUAUAGUCGAGCAAAUAAAAACCAUUUAAUUCGUUGCGAUUUAACAAACUUUGAAGAAACAAAUAAGGUCAUUCAUGAUGUACAGCCUGAUGUUAUUGUUCACUGUGCUGCUGAACGUAAACCUGAUCAAUUUGAAAAAGAUCCGAAACGAUCCAUGUUUCUCAAUGUUGAAGUAACACGAAACUUAGCUGAAUUAUCAGCAAAAGAAAAUAUAUUCUUUAUUCUGAUUUCAAGUGACUAUGUAUUCGAUGGUAAGAAUCCGCCGUAUAAAGAAGAUGCUACGCCGAAUCCGUUGCAAGCAUACGGAAAGAGUAAAUAUGAAUCCGAAUUAGUAACACAAAAAGCGUCGAAGGAUCAUGUUAUUCUACGUGUUCCAUUGCUCUACGGUGAAGUUGAAACAUUGGAUGAGAAUUCGGUAACCAUUCUUUUCAAAAAUAUAAAGAAUACUACCGCUCGUGUAAAAAUGGAUGAUGUGCAAACUCGUUACCCUACGUAUGUUGGCGAUGUAGCUGAAGUUUGCUUUCAACUGUCUGAACAAAGAAUAAAACAGAAGCGAGCUGAAGUUCGUGGAAUCUUCCAUUUUUCUGGUUCAAAGAAAUACACGAAAUUUCAAAUGGCGCUUCUCAUUGCUUCGCUCUUUCAUUUACCAGUGGAUCAUAUCGAACGCGAUCAACCUAUCGUCUCUGGUGAAAGUGUCCCUCGACCUGAUAAUGCUGCAUUAGAUUCGACUAAGCUGGCAACUGAAUUCGGCAUUCAAAUUGAACAGGCUGACUUUGAGACAACACUUCGACGCUGUCUCGAGCCUUUUGUUUAA
This is a messenger RNA of Adineta ricciae, 924 nucleotides long. Lineage: Eukaryota; Metazoa; Rotifera; Eurotatoria; Adinetida; Adinetidae. The record is from the annotation of a GenBank genome assembly.